AUGUCCACAAGAGGUAUAUGGUCAUUAGCAAUUGCAUAUUUUGAUGAUCCUAAUAUUUUGGAACAAAUUUUAUCUGAAUGGUCACAAACAGUAGAAGAAGAGUCAUGCAGGGUGUCAAUCUCAACAAGAGAAUAUAUGAUUAAAAUAGUAGAUAUAAAAACAAAGACAUAUCAUAGAUGUUAUGCAGAAGAGCAUUUGGUAUUGAAUUGUCCAAUUACAAAAAGACAAAAAGAAAUAAAUGAAAGAAAGACAAAAGAUUUUGAGAAAUAUGGAUACAUGUAUAAGACCACUAGAUCAUGUUUAUACCAAAACUUGAGAAAUCAAGUAGGUAUGAGAAUUGAAUAUUCAGAUGCAGUUAAAAGAAAUGUAAUUACAAUUAGAAGAAAUACUGGUUUAAUAAGUAACCAAGAGGAUUCAUUUCAAAAUAUAAUAAAUAUGCUUGAAACUAUUAAACAAGAUAUAGUAGAAAUUAAAAAACAAACAAAAAAUAUUGAUAAAAAAGUACAAUAUUUGGAGGAAUAUGCUGGAUAUAAUUUGGAAGAAAAAAUAUAUCAUAUGAGAACACAAAUGGAACAAAAAGCAAAUACAGUUAAAAUGUUAGUAGAAUUAAUACCAGAAUUGAAAAAAUCCAAUGAUGAAACACAAGAAAGAUUAA
Molecule: messenger RNA, 655 nt
Organism: Diversispora eburnea
Lineage: Eukaryota; Fungi; Glomeromycota; Glomeromycetes; Diversisporales; Diversisporaceae
Source: the annotation of a GenBank genome assembly